Molecule: messenger RNA, 1419 nt
Organism: Colletotrichum acutatum
Lineage: Eukaryota; Fungi; Ascomycota; Sordariomycetes; Glomerellales; Glomerellaceae
Exons: 3
Coding region: 1-1419 (472 amino acids)
Molecular function (GO): oxidoreductase activity
Source: RefSeq, a predicted model, not a curated record
AUGGCACCAUCUCUUAUCGAUUCAUAUGGCUACAAGUUUCGCCAGACGGAGCUUCACAUAUCAGCAGAGCAGCUUGACCCGCUGAAGCACAAGUUCGAUGAAGUGGGGUCAGAGGCUCUUGCAGCUCUAGAUGGCAUGUUCCCUCCCCCACCACCUCGGGCUGGGUGGUACGCCAAGGGGAAGCAGGAAGACCCGCAGCCUGAUCGCGAUACAUACGCUCUGCUUCGGGACCAUUGCGAGAAGGAUCCGAGACUGAUGAAGCUCUGGGCCGAAGUCAACGCCGUGCCUGAGUGGGUCGACUGGGGCCAGAUCAAGCGUGGGCAGGACGUCUUCUACCGCUACGCGCCUGCUGCAGUUACUGGGUUUGCGUUCCAAGGACUGCUGGCUACGACUGGCGCCUCGUACCGACCGGCAGAGACAUUGGUUCGUACAGGCGGUCACUCUGCCAAGGUCGCCAAGAACAGACUCUUUGAGACAUUUCAGCUCCUUCUGCAGGUCACGAAAUCCCUCGACGACAUCAAGCCUGGAGGCGAAGGCUUCGCUUCAGCCGUGCGCGUCAGACUACUGCAUGCCGCGGUGCGAGGACGAAUCCUGAAGCUCAACACACAGCGUCCCGGAUACUUUGAUAUCGAUAAAUAUGGUGUUCCCAUCAACGAACUUGACUCGAUGCAAUCUGUGUGUGCAUUCUCUACCAACCUCGUAUGGCUGGCUCUGCCCCGACAGGGUAUUUACGUUCGCCACCAAGAAACUCUAGACUACCUCGCUUUAUGGCGAUGGGUCGGCUACGUCCUGGGUACUCCCCACUGGAUCUUGGAAACACCUGAGCGGGCAUUGGCAUCUAUGGAGUCGCUUUUGAAGGCCUGUCUUGCCCCGAGCAAGAACUCUCGAGCCUUGGCCAACAACUUGGUCAUUGCUUUGGACGGCGUUGCUCCCAUUUAUGAGCCGAAAGAGUUCUUCGAGGCCGGAACUCGCUUCAUCAACGGAGAUGAGAUGUGCGAUGACGUCGGGCUUGGGAAACCUGGUCUGUACUGGGAUGCUGUCAUCAGAGGUAUCAUCUGGACUCUGAUGGUGAUUACUUAUAUAUCACGCUCUAUCCCUGCCUGGGAUAGGUGGCAAAUCAAGACAUUCCGGGCUCUGUUCUGGGAUUACAUCGUGGAGAACAAGGAUACCCUGAAGGGAGGAUACAAAUACGAGUUCAAGUACGUGCCGCAUCAUGAUGCGAAGACUGGCGCCGAGACUGCAGAUGGGCCGCGACCUGCGAAUGGUGUGGGAAAUUUGGAGGUAUUUGGCCUCGUUGGAUUUUCCAUUGCUAUGUUGCUUGCGACCGGGCUCUUGACUACGGUAGCUAAGCUGGGCUUCUCGUACAUGGCCAGCAACCCUCUGCAGGCAAUCGCCGCUAGUAGCCCCUUGAAGCCUUGA